AUGGCUACUCCCAUCUCUGAAUCGAGUAUACUGCCAGUGCCAUUUAUUGAUCAGGGAUCAGCAACAGCGUUGGAUUUAUCCACUCAUAAAACUCUAAUUCAGCCGCCACAAAUCCAUUCAGCCAUGUACAUGUCAGACCAGGCAUUUCAAGGUGCGAUUUCUGGUGGGCACAUUGAAUUAGUCAAUGUGCUUCUUUUGAAAUAUCCCGACUAUAAUCUUAGACCAACAAAGCGAUCCAUAUCAGAGGCUGUAUAUCGCAAUCACACCAACGUCAUUUACUAUUUACUGGAGCCACGUUUUGGCUUUUCAAAAUUGAGCGGAUUUGAUAGUCUGUUUGAGAUUGCUGGAAAAUAUGGUUGCAAUGAGCUUAUGGACUAUGCUCAAAAACAUCAGAUUGGGAUGGGCAUGUACAGUCUUGAUUCAGCAGGUCAAUUGACUACAAAAAAAACGAUAUUUUCAGCCAAGUGUGAAUGCAUCAAGGCCUUGCGUCACUUGUAUGCUCGGAAUGGACACACUGCAGGGAUCUUGCAAAUGAAGGGAGGAAAACACUUAUUGGACAAGUCAGUAUUGACGGUUGCUGCAGAACACGGGCAGUUGGAUACUAUUCAUACCAUUCUGUGGUACUGGGCACAUCAUCGACCAUCUUUGGGAGUUUAUUCUAGUUUAGAUGCAGUCCUUGCUGCCAUCAAAUCUCGACAUGUUGGGGUUGUCAUGGUUUUGGCGUCUGUCAAGAUUGGCUUACAAAAGGCGGAUCUUGUUCGUGCGCUGGAUUACUCGCUCGAGCAAUGCGAUUUUGGAAUUGUUACCUAUCUUACAGCGACUAUUGCAAGUGGCAGAUAUUGUGAGCAUGCCAGUACUAUUGCUCGUAAAAAUGGUCAUGAUGAUCUAGCAGACCAUUUGGAAUCCAUGGUUGAGCUUUAUUGGUGGUAA
Batrachochytrium dendrobatidis JAM81 is the source of this 930-nucleotide messenger RNA. RefSeq lists its product as uncharacterized. The record is from RefSeq and is a predicted model, not a curated record. The transcript has a single exon. NCBI's taxonomy places the organism in Eukaryota, Fungi, Chytridiomycota, Chytridiomycetes, Rhizophydiales. The coding region runs from base 1 to 930 and encodes 309 amino acids.